CCGAGGGAGAGGAGCGAGCCGCCAUUUUCUUAGCUCGUCGCUUCCCCCUCGAACGACAACAAUACAAAAAAAAAAAAAAAAAAAAAAACGGAUGAAACUGGGGUUUUCUCCGUCGAAAUUGAGCUCGAAAGGUCUUUCGGAGCCGUAGAAGAGAGAUUUCGUUCAAAGAACGACCGAAAAGGGAUACAUUUCAGCCGGUUUUUGUGACUUUUUUUCGGGGGCGAUUGAAAAACAGCCGACUGGACUCCUGUAGCUCGACUGCCCCCGUUUCUUUCGCCCAUUUCGUGAUUCCUAAACACAGCCCGGAGGAGUGGGAGGAGAAGACGGAAGAGGAGCGGGGUUAUCGAACACCGGAGCGCGCGAGAGGCCGGGGAUUUUUCCACCUGAACGUGCAACAGCGGAAUCUGCAUCUGGAUAAUUGCUUUUGCCUUUUUAAAUAUUAUUACUAUAAUUCUUAGGCGUGGGGAUUUAUUACAUAAUUUCCCCCCGGAAUCGGAUCCUCAUCACGUGGCUGUCCCUUGGCACAGUGGUAGGUGGGUGGUGUGGAGCUGGCCUCAGCACCGGGAGAGGCCCCCUCGCCCGCCCCCUCCCAGCGCUGCAUGGCUGCAAUGGCGCCCGCUCUGACCGACGCGCCUGCCGAAGCACACCGCAUACGCUUCAAACUGGCUCCGCCUUCCUCCACCCUCUCCCCGACAGGCGUGGAGGGAAGCGGUACCAGCAACCACAUCCUUGUGUCCAGUAACGGCGCUGUCAAGCGCAAGGCCUCGGAGGAGCGCCCCGCCCAUGGGGCUGGCCCUUGCAAGCCCCUUGUUACCUCAUAUCACUGUUCAGAUAUGACCUCAGUAUCCGCUGCAAAAGAGUCCCUCAAGCUGCAAGGUGUUCUUCUGCAGACACACGGCAUCCUGCCUAGCCUCAUACCGUGCCAGGCUUUGGAGCUCUCUGAGGAGCAGUUAAAGAACAUCAUGAGUGCUGGAGGAGGUGGUAGCCCAUGUGGGUCACCCUCUGUACAAGGCACAACAGUUAAUGGCAUUGCAAAGAAAGUGGCUAAACCAGGGGUUGACCGAGAAAAUACAGUGACCUUGAAUGGUGGCCAACAUACCACUGAGCAGCAUUUGUCAAACCAGUCUCAAGUUGUCAAUUCUAGUGACGGAUUGACCAGAAAUGGUCCUCUUAGAGACUGUGUGGAGCAGCACAAACAGUCAACAGGUGCUUCCCAGAACUGUCCCAGUAACGGAAUGUCUCCUACAACUUCUCCACCCUCCGUUACACCUUUCAACAUAACGGAGGACAAAAUCACGGACUGUCCGCCGCUAGAUACGUUGACUCUCUCACUUGCUACCCAGCAAGAUUCCUUAGGUGGCCUCGGAACGGAGGUACAUGACCGGACCCAGCACAGCCAGAGCAGACAGGGGGAGAUUGAGGCACGACUAAGGCGACUGCGCAAACGGCUGCAGGUGGUGCAGGCCAAACAAGUGGAGCGUCAUGUGCAGCAGCAAUUGGGUGGACUACUUGAGAGCACCAUGGGUGCUCUGGAAGCCAGGCGGCCACGGAGGCAUCAUGGUGAUGACACACUUACCCUUCUUGAGAGGGAUGGACUGGAACGCUUCCUCAAGGGCGGCUCCAUGCCGGCCGAAUUGGAGCGGCUGUCAUUGAGUUGCACCACCAACCUGCGAUCUGCUGAAAGCGCCUUUGAUUCCGAUGCAACGGAAAGCAGCUCUGGAGGAGAAACCGAUGUGGAGGAAGAUGAACUGGCUCGGGUCGACAUUGAGCAGCACCACAUUCCUCUAAAGUCGUACGGGUUUAGAACAACACGACAAUGGAGGAGAGCAGAAGGUCGUUACGCCGUGGACAGAGCUGCCAUCAUCAGUCACUGGAACUGGCUUCAGGCCCAAGUCUCCGACCUGGAGUACCGCAUACGGCAACAGACAGACAUCUACAGACAGAUACGCUCCAGCAAGGGCUCUGUUGUACUAGGGGAGAGCUUAGUGUGUGAGUCAGUACCAGAGGACAGCAGUAGCUCAAGGACAGAGACCUUUACCUGCCCUGUCCCAUGGGAUCAUGAUACUGUUGGGGUGGAAGGGUCUGUAUCGUCGCAUGGCAUCGCCACAGAAACAGGCUUGAGGAAAAGCUGUGCACCUGUCAGACAGGUCAAUGGGGUCAUCAACAGCCUGCGGCCUGGUUCACCUGAUAGCUUGGACCCAGCUGAACAGCUUCGCUUUGAAUCUCAGCAGAAGCAGGAGCUGGGCUCUCUGACUUCCCCUGUGCAUGACAGCACGUGUGUGGCAGCCCGUACUCGUCCACUCCUGUCCUGCAGGAAGAGACGUGUCCUCCGGCCCGGUUCGCUCACCAGCCUCAAUCGUAAGGCUCAGCGGUUAGUGGCUCCUCGCUGUGGCUGUGAGCUGAAUGCUCAGUGUGUGAUGUGCAGUGGUCGUGCUCUCCCUCCUGCAGACACCCAGUAUCAGCUCCCCCUGUUGGACAGACUGGCACAAUUCGACCCUAGCAUUCACCCCAUUCUCUCCUUUACAGAUGAUGUGAUGACGAAUCUCCAUAUGCAGCGUGUGCUCAAGGGACACUGGCAGAAUCGUCCUCUGGAGAAGAUCAAACCCAUCAAGAAGAUUGCGCUCAAGCACAAGCUGUGUAUGGGAAGCCGUAUCUCUGACCCUUCCUCCAAAGGCAAACACAAGCUCGCCAACUCUCUCCUCUCCACAGUCCGUUUUUCUCAUCAUAAGAUGCGCUCAGAGAAGGUGUCCAGGCCGCAGUUAGACGUCCCAAUGAGUGCCAGUAAACUCAACUCACGCCAGCAUUUCCGUCAGAGCAGUUUUUAUGACAGGAGCCACAGCCGCAAGAGACCUCGCGAACCCUCUCUGGAUCGCACCGAGAAUGCUCCAAAGUUAUAUAUGGAGAUGGGAAGUCCCUGUCCAUCUCUGUCCGCUCUGAAUACACCCACCCACAGCCCGCUGAUGAGACAGCUGUCGAUCUCCGAGAGCUCCACGCCCCUCCACCUCAACAGCAGUGCUUCAACUAUUCGUCGUCGGAGAGGAGAGAGCCCCUUUGACAUCAAUAACAUAGUCAUCCCCAUGUCAGUGGCCGCCACCACCCGAGUGGAGAAACUACAGUAUAAAGAGAUCCUUACCCCGAGUUGGAGAGAAGUGGACGUUUUUGCAAAACCAAUUUCGGAAGAGGAUGAUGUAGUUGAGGUUGAGGAUCUCUCUGAUGUCACGUUCUCUCAGCUUCACCUUCCGUGUGAGGAGCAGGAGCGUUCUCGCUGGAGUUGGACUGCCAGUGCCAUCGCAAAGAGAAGGGGCAGCAGAUCAUACAAGUCUGUGGAUGGCCGGACAACCCCAUUACUGGGUGGCACCAACCCCUCAACGCCGCAGCCCUCGUCCCCGGAUACGGCACAUUUCCACCUUCUGCAGGAAUACAACUCAGUAACGUCUCCCUCCAGCCCUGUCAGCCCAGAGAUGCUGAUGCUGUCCGGCCUGCACACACCCGGCUCCAGAGAUUCCCACCGCCUGCUGUCCAACGAAGACACGCGCUGCUCCACCCCAGAUACUUAUGAGGAGAUGCCGGUGCAGCCAUGGGAACGCCGGACCUUUCCGCUGGAUGCGGACCCACUGCAGGAGUCCAAAACCCAUUCCAGCCCGGCUAGCGACAGGUCCUAUCGGACCAUGCGGCGCAUCUCCAGCUGCAGGUCGUCAAAGUCCGAGUCUGACGCCGGUCCUUCGUCACCUUUAGCCGAUGACAGCGGCAAGCAGAAACAUACCAACCCACCCAGACUAACUCACCAAUAAAGCCUAGACUGGUCUGCCCAUCCACCCACCCCCCCAUCAGUAUUCAGAAACUUCUGAAACAGCAGCAACAUAGAAGGAAGAAAACCAACAAAAUGAAUGAAAGUCCCUGUUGUUUGAUAUUCAAACAUCAGUAAAUUCUUUCACGGUUUUUAGUGAAUUGUAUGGAGAUAUAUGUAGAGACCUUUUUUUUUUAUCAUUCUUUCUUUUGGGUCACUGGAAAAUAAAAAUGUUUAGAAAAAAGAGACCGAUUAGCUUGAAGGCUAAACCAAAAUAAGAAGCUCAGAAUUGCAUCAUAAAUCGCAGAAGAGCACUUUCGCCUUAGCAUGCUAUCGUACUGAGGGGCUCAGCUUGCAUUGUGUGGUACCCUUCCAGAUUUCUCCAAUAUCCUAAAAUGACUUGUGUUCAGCCUUGCAGUUUAUAAUGGAGUGAUUAAACAGAAAAAAGAAGCUAAUAAUAAUGAUUAUUAAAAAAUAACUUGCACGGAGAAGGUGAUGUCUUUAUUCGCUCUGUGUGAAAGCACUUUUUUUUUUUAACACUAUACAUUCCCUCAUUACUUUGAACUAAAUUCCACAAAUUGAAUGUCUGGGAAUAGUAUAAUUCCCAGUCAUUGGUUUCUUUUUUCCCCCAUUAGUUGGUUGCUUGUAAAGUUUGUGUCCUCCUUGUAUACAGAGGUCUGUGUGUGCCCCAUUUCUGUCAGAGAGAGUGACAGAGAGAGCAGGUGCUUUCAACACCGCUGUUAAAUGAAACCUCUUAUAAGCACUUUUAAACACCACAGUUUGAUUAGAGCACUUAAAUGGUCUUUUGCACCGCUCUAUUGCCAGUAAGCCUACAAUCAGUGAACAUAUAUAUAUAUAUAUGUGUGUGUGCAGACCGUUAACAAGGGAGACUCUUGAACCAUAGCACUCACUGCAACUGUGUACCAAUAAACUCUGUUACCAAUAAAAUGUCCCUCAUAUGGGCUUGUGCUCGUGAUUUUUGAAGCACUUGAAGUCCUGUUAGAAACGUCAAUCUUAAAGUAUUAUAAGAACUAUGCAUGAUCAAGUUGCUAAUUAUAUUGCUGCAGUCACUUGUGUAUAAAUUGGUCACUCCAGCAUAAACUGAAAGUUAGCUGCCACAUGUCUUGUUUCCCUGUCAGCCCUGUUACCAGUAUCCAUGUCAACCUUGUUGCAUUUUCCUGUGCCAACCAUAUAAUCUCCCACGUUUCCUUGUCAACCCUGUUACCUGUUUCUAUGUCUGCCCUGUUAUCUGUCACUUUGCCCUUUUUCUUUUUGUUUGCUUUUUCCAACCCCCUAUAAAAGAGCUCUUCCAUUGAUUGGUAAGGUCUAAACACCCUGUGUCUUGGUUGAUAAAAUGCAUUCUGCAUUACACAAAACCAUCGCCAAACCAACUUGACAAGUAAUACUGCUAGCUAAGUGCUUGACAUUUAGACAGGAAAGGACUUGGCAAAGUUUUAUUCUUUGGCUCCUUAUCAGUUGCUGUCAGUCACAGUCCUGUUUUUCCAUUGUGUAAUGACAAAGAACAGUUUCUGUGAGUCAUUGCUUGCAACUCCUUCCUGUUAUUUUAACUAAUAAGAAUGUACUUAUAGCAGACACCUUACAAUUUUUAAAGUAGCUUUUCUGUAUCUCUGUCGUCACACAAUUCUAGCGUGUAGCCGUUUGUUCUUGUUUAAAGGAUGUCAUGUAAACCAGAAAAUCCUUAUUAUAUUCCUUUUAUCUCACUGGAGCAUAACAAAAUUCAUUGCAUAAAAAAAUUGCAUAUUUCAAGGCUGUGUGGCAAAUCAUAAAGGGGACCAUCCCCAACUGUCCCGUUUCCUGCUGAGAAACCCGCCGCCCUGUUCAUUCUUAAUAUCAUUAAUUAUGGUUUUAUGUCUCUCUCUGUGGGGGUCUGUGUUCGUACAGUAUCAGGCAGUGUACCAUAAGGUUUGACUAGCUUUCAAAAGCCAAUUGUAUUGUGUGAGUUAUUUUCAUACUUUGAAUUUCCAAUGUGGUGAAUGAGGGUUGGGUGAGUCUGGUAAUAUCCUUUAGCAUGUAAUAGUUUGUACAAAACAAAACAAAAAAAAAAAAGUAUAUUUUGUACAUACCUUGUUUGAUUCUUUACUGUGUUUGAUGUUCAGGCUGUAGCUGUCCUGAUUGUCUAGGGAGAAGACACAAAUAUUUAACACUUUCUUUAUGCAGAAGCAAAAAGGAAAGGGGGAAAAAAAAAAAAGUAUGGAUAAUUGGCCAAUCUGACAGACAGGCAACGUUUGUGCUUCUCAAAUUAAAAGUGAAUUAUAUUGUA
Messenger RNA from Myxocyprinus asiaticus (Chinese sucker), 6068 nucleotides. RefSeq names its product KAT8 regulatory NSL complex subunit 1-like. The transcript has 16 exons. The record is from RefSeq and is a predicted model, not a curated record. Bases 600 to 3791 code for a protein of 1063 amino acids. Gene Ontology annotation, molecular function: histone acetyltransferase binding. NCBI's taxonomy places the organism in Eukaryota, Metazoa, Chordata, Actinopteri, Cypriniformes, Catostomidae. Gene Ontology annotation, cellular component: NSL complex.